UCAAAACGAAUAUAUUUCAUAAAGAAAAUGUUACAAUUUGCAACCUAUUUCUAGUUGCAGAGUAAUAAGAAUAAAACUCACUAGAUAUAGUUACUAAUAAAACGAAUGCUAAGUAUUGUCAACUUAAACAAAAUUUAAUUAAAAAGCUAAUCGCGACCAUAAUGUUGUCUCUACCAGCAUGUGCACAACUACAUAAGAGGAAAAGAGAAAGGUAUACAUUAACACCUUCUAUAUGAAGAAAUGGUAAAAGAUCACCUGUGCUCACUACCGUAAUUCUACCGAGCGGUAGAGCACCUGUCCCUUUCAUACGGUUCAUGCUUAAGCUGAACCGAACGAGUGCGAGUAGGAGUAGUUUCAUUUAUGUUUCGUGAAAAAAGGUCUUAUGCGCGACGCCAGCUUUGAAAUAAUUUAGUUACUGGCGCAAUGUUCAUAAGGGACAUUUUAUUUUUGUACAAUAAUGUUUUAAUUUUAAAAUCUAAGAACGGGACGGAAGGUUGCGUUGCAAUCGAGCGCUGUUGUAAUUUUGACGCGUUCGAAAAUCGAAUUAAAAGCGUUAGAGUGAGAGGUGCGCGGAGGUUCGCUCAGUGGAGGUAGUUUUUUGUUAUUGUUUGGCGGCGGAGAUUUUUUCUGAGGCGUGCAAAUGGGAGUAGGCGCGCGAGUGGGCGCGCCGGCACGACAAGCGCGCUCUUCAGUGUUCUGGCUGAGCUUCAAGCGAGCGCGUGCGAGCCGGGUCGCUCGUCCUAUAGGUGCUUCAUACCUUAUCACAAACGGAGUUCAUAGAACCAAUUGAACUGUUGAAUAACGUGGACUUUUUGAAGUGAACUAUUUGGUUGGUGCCGCAUGCUAGCGUUGCAGAAAGCUCGUGAUCUGAAGGUGGCUCGACCAUGUUGAUAUCGGCGGGCAGUGGCCCCACGCCCGAGUUCUCCCCCGUCUCGUGCUGCGCCCCCUGGAAGAUGGAGCCGGCGCCACCAGCCCCCGCUGCCAUCACACAGCCGCUCAACAUAUCACCCAAUGUACCUGUAUCACCGUCGUCGUCGGGCGGCGGCGCGGGCGGCGGUUCCGGCACCCCGCUGUACCCGGGCGCCGCCUCGCACCCCCUGUCCUCACUCCUGUCGCAGCAGAGGCUACUGGAGCUGUCCCGCUUCGGGCUCCGCCACUACGACAUCGCUCACCACGUGCUCUCACAGCAAGGUGCUGUAACCAAGUUGCUUGGUACGCUUCGGCCGCCUGGUUUGAUCGGCGGUAGCAAGCCGAAGGUGGCAACACCAGCGGUGGUCUCCAAGAUAGAGCAGUACAAACGAGAGAACCCCACAAUCUUCGCCUGGGAGAUACGUGAACGACUAAUAUCUGAGGGUGUUUGUACGAAUGCAACAGCCCCCAGCGUGUCGUCCAUCAACAGGAUACUCCGGAACAGGGCCGCAGAGCGUGCAGCGGCAGAAUUUGCUAGAGCGGCGGGCUACGGCCUGUAUGCUGCUCCUCCACCGUACGGGGCCUUCCCCUGGGCUGGAGGCGCUGGCGUCUGGCCUCCAGGCGGCCUGCCCCUACCACCUGGCGUACCCGGCCCUCCCACCGGGGUACCUCAUCCUGAUAUGAACCAAGGGUUCCUCGGUUCGGGACGUGGACUAAUCGACGUAGACGGCGAUGAUUCCGGCUCUUUAGACGGAGAACAACCAAAGUUCAGACGAAACCGCACGACUUUCAGUCAAGACCAGCUUGAAGAGUUAGAGAAGGAAUUCGAAAAAUCUCACUACCCCUGCGUCUCCACUAGAGAAAGGCUGGCGUCAAAAACUUCCUUAUCGGAAGCACGAGUUCAGGUUUGGUUUUCCAACAGACGAGCCAAGUGGAGACGCCACCAGCGCAUGAACCUCCUGAAGCGCGGUGGCGGCUCGCCCCCGCACCGCCUCCCCCACUCCCCCUCCCGCUCCCGCUCGCGCUCCUUGUCUCCCGCGCGCGCCCCCUUCCACACCCCGCAGAUGGGCGGCGAAAAUAGUGCCUUCAAAGCUCUUUCACAUCAGGACACAAACGCCCUGAAGGCUUUCGCGCACCAACAGUUCGAUGCUAACGCACUGAAAGCUCUGUCUCAGCAGACGAAUUUCGAUGCAAGCGCUUUUAAGCCACAUCCGGCAUUAGAGAACAGCGCCUUCAAGUCACUCGUCCCGCACUCAGCCGCUGCGGCGCUUCUGGCUGCUCAGUCUAUUCAGCUAGCUCGUGGCUAUGAGUCUCACUCGGACUCGGACGAGGAGAUCAACGUGCACGACGAGAGCGACAACGAGGAGAAGACCACUCGGAAGUCUCGAUCGCCGAGCCCGUGCCGACAGCGGGCCACGAACAACGAUCUGCCGCUACAGCUCACUAAACAUGAUCGUUGAUAAACAGUCAUAAUUUAUUUAUUUACCUACAUAAAGUAUUACAAUUAUCAUUCCUAUCGAAUGUCCAUGUUCCGAAUAAUUAUGUAAAUUAAGAUUCUAGAGUGCUAAUACUCCAGUUAGUUUGUAAAUUAAUGUAAAUACCUAUGUAGAUAUUCGAUUUGUUAAUUAGUGUAAAUAAGAUGAGAAUGAUUAAUUUUAACGAUGCACAAAUUAUCCCGUUUAAAUGGUACCUAAAUAAGAGAAUAGUUGGUGAGUUGUUAAAUGUUUUGUUCUGGGGUGCACCCGGCAGUCUGCUGGGUAACCUGUCCGAGGUCAUGGUAAAGGUACUAAUGGUAAUUUGUAGUUGUAGCCUUUCAAUGGUUGAAGUUGCUCAGUGGACCCUAGCGCAAUAUGUGUAAGCAAUGUAUGGACACGGAUACUAACUGGUUUGUAUUGAGUUGUGAUACUUCGAAGGAGUAAACCAAAGUAUUAUCAAUUGUAAACACUAUGAUAUCAGGAGACAAAAAAAGUUCCUAACGCUCUUCAUAUCUAACGAAUAAAACAAAUUUAGAUGUAUUUACACCAAUUUAGAUUAUUACAAACAUGAAAGUAUUGUUAUUUAGACAAGGAGUUAGGUCACUAAAAUGUAUAAUUUCGGCACUAUUUUAUAGAAUUCGUUAACGGGCACUUUGCAUUCUAACGUUGUGUCGGCCCUAGUUGCCCUUAAGUAGUUAUUUUUGUAAAUAUUGUUAAAACAUGAGCGUUGUAUACUAUUUAUUGAUUAGAAGAAUAAUUAUUGUAAAAUAUAGGAAACAGUUUACAUGCGUACCUAAAAAUUACAAAAAUACGAAAAUAAAUGAUUAAAUACUUCGCAAGAUCUUUUAUUUACCAUGAUCAAUGGAAUCAGAAUCCGUGUUAUUUUUUGAAUUGUACCCGAGAGAUCGUGGAAGGAGACUGCCACUGGAGGAUACAAAAGGGUAGGCUCUUAAAAAACCCACUAGAGUUAGCUUUUUAUAGGAAUCAGUAAGUAUACUUCUAAGAACGCCGUAUAUUGUAUGAUGAAGAAGAAUAGAGAAGGAAGAGAAACAUGCUUUUAAAUGACGACUUCAAUUAUUUGAUUUGAUUAGCUGCCUAAAAAAGGCGAUCAUUUCCAUAUUUUUUUAAUAUAGUGUCUGUCUCUUGCUUGUGACACUGGUUAGUGCUAAAUCUGGCUUCCUUCAGUAUGUGACCUGUAUAACUCUUCAUUACAUUUUUUUUUAACUGUACCAUGUUUUAUUUCUA
Trichoplusia ni (cabbage looper) is the source of this 3629-nucleotide messenger RNA. Its product is annotated as paired box protein Pax-6-like. The transcript is spliced from 6 exons. Bases 885 to 2369 code for a protein of 494 amino acids. NCBI's taxonomy places the organism in Eukaryota, Metazoa, Arthropoda, Insecta, Lepidoptera, Noctuidae. Gene Ontology annotation, molecular function: DNA-binding transcription factor activity, RNA polymerase II-specific; RNA polymerase II cis-regulatory region sequence-specific DNA binding. Gene Ontology annotation, biological process: anatomical structure development; regulation of transcription by RNA polymerase II. The record is from RefSeq and is a predicted model, not a curated record.